Hymenoscyphus albidus is the source of this 813-nucleotide messenger RNA. NCBI's taxonomy places the organism in Eukaryota, Fungi, Ascomycota, Leotiomycetes, Helotiales, Helotiaceae. The record is from the annotation of a GenBank genome assembly.
GCAAACCACAACCAGAACAAGAAUAAGAACAACAAUCAAAAAACACUACCGUGUUCUCUAACAGCACCAAUAACAUAAUCAAUAUUACCAGUACCCAUUCAGCCCUUCUAAUAUAGCUAAAUGCGACACAGACAAUCCACUGCGGCAUGUAGAUCCUACUAAGCAACCAGCAUACAUCACACCCCAGAUCCUGACCGAAACAACCAGAAUUCAAAGAAAGAAACAGACGAACCUCCCACAACAAACCCAGUCCCCUUUCCAAAAUAAACAUCAUGAAUCCCCAAGGUCUUCUAAAACGCAAACCCGACACGACGCAAAAAGAGUUCUCAGAACACUGGUACAACAAACACGCCCAACUAAUAGUUCCCUUAUUCCUGUAUUGUAAAGUAGAAAAUUACAUCCAGGUACCUUUCUAUUCCAUCCUCACCCCUUCCCAAUCUCCCCUUCCAAACCUCACAAUCUGAAAAAUAGAUCCACGCCCCUCUCUCAACCUCAAUCUCAGAUCCAUCACUCGCCCUCUCAGAUUGGGACGGCGCAGCAGAAACCCAAAUCACCCCACUCCUGCUCACCCUCCUCAUAGCACCGGAAUCAGAAAAUAUCCCGCGAUGGGUUGUGAGAUACUAUCAAGAGGUUGUGCUUGUGGAUGAGAGGAGGUUUUUGGAUGGGGAGGUGAUGACGCAUAUUAGGAUGGUGGAGGGGGGGACUGUGAUGGGGGAGAGGAAGGCUGUUAUUGAGGGGGGGAAGGUGGUGGCUGGUGUUGGGGAGGAGGCUUGGAGGGUUUGGAGGGGGUAUGAGGGGGUGGGGGAUGUUUAG